GCAGUGGCCGGGGGGGAGCGUCCAGGACAAUGUCUGGAGAACUUCCACCAAACAUUAACAUCAGAGCACCUCGAUGGGAUCAAAGCACUUUCAUUGGACGAGCCAAUCAUUUCUUCACUGUAACUGAUCCCAGGAAUAUUCUGUUAACCAACGAACAACUAGAGGAUGCAAGGAAAGUAGUGCAUGAUUACAGGCAAGGAAUUGUUCCUCCGGGUCUCACAGAAAAUGAGUUAUGGAGAGCAAAGUACAUCUAUGAUUCAGCUUUUCAUCCCGACACUGGUGAAAAGAUGAUUUUGAUAGGAAGGAUGUCAGCUCAGGUUCCAAUGAACAUGACCAUCACAGGUUGUAUGAUGACAUUCUAUAGGACCACGCCGGCAGUGCUGUUCUGGCAGUGGAUCAACCAGUCCUUCAAUGCCGUGGUCAAUUACACCAACAGAAGUGGAGAUGCUCCCCUCACUGUAAAUGAAUUGGGAACAGCUUAUGUUUCUGCAACAACAGGUGCUGUAGCAACAGCUCUAGGACUCAAUGCAUUAACCAAGCAUGUCUCUCCGCUCAUAGGACGCUUUGUUCCCUUCGCUGCGGUAGCUGCUGCUAAUUGCAUUAAUAUUCCAUUAAUGAGGCAAAGGGAACUCAAAGUUGGCAUUCCUGUCACAGAUGAAAACGGGAACCGCCUGGGCGAGUCGGCAAAUGCUGCCAAACAAGCCAUCACACAAGUAGUCGUCUCCAGGAUCCUCAUGGCAGCCCCCGGCAUGGCCAUCCCUCCAUUUAUCAUGAACACUUUGGAAAAGAAAGCCUUUCUCAAGUCCACGUCUCUCUCCCUUCACGUUCACCCAUGUGAUGUACCUUUUUGCCAGAGGAGUCUUCUCAGGGACCAGGAGGUUCCCAUGGAUGAGCGCGCCUAUUCAAGUUGGAUUAGUUGGCUUCUGUUUGGUAUUUGCUACACCUCUGUGCUGUGCUCUGUUUCCUCAGAAAAGUUCCAUGUCUGUGACAAGCUUGGAGGCCGAGCUGCAAGCCAGGAUCCGAGAGACCCAUCCUGAAUUACGGCGCGUGUACUUUAACAAGGGAUUAUAAAGUAGGGAAAGAAACAUCUUCAGAGGAUCCUACCAACCGCAAGUGUGGUGUAACCAAGUUGGUAAGGAAUAUCCUGGUCCUGGUCGACUGGUGACAGAAACCUUUUAACAAUCCACAUUAGCCUUUUAGAGUCAAGCUGCUACUUAUAGCACAGCACCUGGGGUGGCCUCCCCUUACAUUUGAAUCAUGGUAUAAUUUACAGAAACACCCUUCCUGUAGCUUUUAUAGUAACUGUUUUUUCAAAGACAAUAUCCCAACCCUCACCCGGAGUUUUCAAAAGCACCGCUAGGCAUAGAGUAGAUGUUCAGUAUAUUGACUGUCAGUCAAUGAAAAGGAAAUCUGUUUAAAAUACUGAAUUUUUAUCCUACUCUUGUUUCAAAUCAAGGAGAGCUCAGUAGUGAGUUGAGAAAACACAAAAGCUCUGAAGCUAAACUGUAAAAGAAAAAUGACUCAUAAAUAUUAAGGACAGUUUACUUUCCUGCCCAAUUUGGGCUGGAGGCAACCCGAAGUAGAUGAUGAGUUCUUCGCAUUUGUAGGAUAAAAGCUCCUUCAUACACCUCCCGGAAGUCAGAGUGAUAGACAAUUGUGAAAGGUCCCUGCUGUCAACAGCUGUAUGCUUUCAUAUUGCUGGUGCAUUUCUUCGGUUGAGUUUGAAAUUUAUUCUAUUUUACAUUCUUAUGAAGAUAUCUUACCUUGCACUUGUUGACUUUAUAUUCAAUCAUUUAAAUCAACUAAUCAAAUAACGGAGAUGCACAAAUGUCAAAUUUUGGAAGUAUAUUCGAAACCAACGCUGUAUGACUGGGUUGAAUCUGGCGUGUUUGAUUUUUUUUUUUAGAAGCAAGAGAACAGUUCCAUCUGCCUACAUGUCUUUUCUUGUCAUCCUCGUAGAUCUCUUUGGCUUUCAGAAAGAUACGGAAAUAAUGUGUAUGUGAAUCAAUGACUCAAUGAGUUUUACUUGAAUGUUGUAUAUUACAUUCCACCCUGUUUGAAAAUAAUGAACCCGUGGACCACUGUUUACAUCAUCUGUAGUAGCUUCACAUAUAAUAUAUUUAAUGUUAACAGAUUAUGUUUCAAUUCUGUAGAGGUUCAAAGGCAUAUGUGAGGUGGUCAUUUCACUGAGUGUAGACCACUCGAUUCAAUUUGUAAUUCAGAGACUUAUAAGUGGAAAAAAAAUGUAGAAACUAGUUUGGGCAAAUUUUUCCUGACAAUGUGACCAGACUGAAUUUCCUCAUAAAGAAAAAAUGGUGUGCCUCGUGUCUGUGUUUCUCUUUUCUCUAAAACGAUGAAUGGACCUGAAGCUUUUGGGCCACUCUGAGCCUUCCUUUAUACUGCCAGAAUAUUCUCAUUUAGCUUUUCUGUCUUAAGCCAUUUGAAGCAAAAGAGCUUCCCCAUGACAUUCUGGCCUUGGAUGUCUUUUGUUGCCAUAGAUGCUUCUCUUUAGAAAUGGGUCAAAGCAGGAAAUUCAAGGCAGAGCUCCACAAGGUGCUUAAAGGGCACUUUUAACAAGAAACUAAAGCACUUGAGGCCUACCCCACUCGCCCCAGCUAAUCUCAGAAUUCUUACCCCCGGUCAAGUGGCAGCUCCAUGUCAAAAUCUUAACCUUCAUUGAAAAAUUAAUGAAUGCCUUGUUGGAAGAUUGACAAACUAACCAAAAUUUUAAUACACACCAGGAUGAGAUGACCAAAGGAUCAUUAUAAAAGGGAUAAUGAGCCUGGAGAUGUGUCUUUUUAAACAUUAUCUGUUGAAGCUUCUGACUCUUGAUGCUUUUGUAGAGAACUAUGAACUGUAUAGUUGAAUCAUGGUUUAUAAAAAGGAACAAAGUGAACCAAGAUUGGCGAUCUUUGCCGAUCUCUUAGGAAUACCUCUUC
Physeter macrocephalus (sperm whale) is the source of this 2939-nucleotide messenger RNA. It is a transcript of the gene SFXN1, whose product is annotated as sideroflexin 1. Bases 30 to 1037 code for a protein of 335 amino acids. NCBI's taxonomy places the organism in Eukaryota, Metazoa, Chordata, Mammalia, Artiodactyla, Physeteridae. The record is from RefSeq and is a predicted model, not a curated record. Gene Ontology annotation, cellular component: mitochondrial inner membrane. The transcript is spliced from 11 exons. Gene Ontology annotation, biological process: monoatomic ion transport; serine import into mitochondrion. Gene Ontology annotation, molecular function: monoatomic ion transmembrane transporter activity.